Messenger RNA from Andrographis paniculata, 1541 nucleotides. RefSeq names its product transcription factor HHO3-like. Gene Ontology annotation, molecular function: DNA binding; DNA-binding transcription factor activity. The coding region runs from base 309 to 1436 and encodes 375 amino acids. Gene Ontology annotation, biological process: regulation of DNA-templated transcription. The transcript is spliced from 5 exons. Lineage: Eukaryota; Viridiplantae; Streptophyta; Magnoliopsida; Lamiales; Acanthaceae. The record is from RefSeq and is a predicted model, not a curated record.
UUACGGAGUUUUCUGCAGGCGACGCGGCGCCACGCGGCCGCCGUCGCCGACCCUAAACUCCAACGGGAAAUAAAUAUAUACGUACACACAGUGGUUGUAUGUUUAUAUUAUUGUCAACAUUAUUAUCAAUAUUAUUAUUAUUAUUAUUAUUAUUAUUAUAAUUCUGUUUCGAUGAUUCUGUAUAGAUCCCUUUAUUCUCGUAUUUUCAUUCGGAUCUGUCUAUGCAGAGAAACAGACCAAACGGCUUCUCCCAAUUUCCCCUCCUCUUUAUAAGCUAAAACUAAUUAAAUAAAUUCUAACUAAAAAAAAUGCUGAUCAACACCACCACCCAUCAUCGCCUUCGUCUCUCCGGCGAAAUGCAGAGCUGUCGGAAUUACAUUCUCGCCUUGGAAGAAGAGCGCCGUAAGAUUCAAGUUUUCCGACGCGAACUUCCUCUCUGUCUCCACCUCGUCACUCAAGCAAUUGAGUCAUGCAGGCAGCAGUUCUCGGCGGAGUACAAUAAUAAUACGACCGGAGCCCAAUCGGAGGAAUUUUCCGACCAGAUGUCCGGCGACGCGCCGGUGUUCGAGGAGUUCAUUCCGAUUAAGAGAUCGGCUUCGUCGCACUCCGACGACGACGGCGACGAGGACGACGAUACUGAUUUCAGCAAUAAAGAUGGGGAAAGCGAUUGGAAUAACGACAAGAAUUCGAAGAAAUCCGACUGGCUUCGAUCCGUCCAGCUCUGGAAUCAGACCUCAGAUCCAUCCUCUAAAGAGGGUUCGCCGAGGAGAGUCGCUGUAAUGGAGGUGAAAAGGAACGCCGGCGGCGCAUUUCAACCAUUUAAGAAGGAUAAAAGUCCUGCCGCCUUCGAAGCUGUGACUCCGCCGGCACCACCGCCAUCCACGGCGGACGCCGCCCAAAAGAAGGAAGAAAAAGAUAACGGACAGUCUCAAAGAAAGACCAGACGGUGUUGGUCGCCGGAGCUGCACCGACGAUUCUUGCAGGCCCUCCAACAACUCGGUGGUUCCCACGUGGCUACGCCAAAACAGAUCAGGGAGCUGAUGAAGGUCGACGGGCUAACAAACGAUGAAGUUAAGAGCCAUUUACAGAAAUACCGCCUCCACACGAGACGGCCUACCCAAACGAACGCCGCCGCCGCCGCCGGCAACAGCGCGCAAACGCCUCAGUUCGUGGUGGUCGGAGGCAUAUGGGUGCCGCCGGAGUACGCGGCAAUGGCCGCGACCGGCGAGGCCUCCGGUGGAACUUCCAAGGGAGUUUACGCGUCAACGGCGGCGCUACCACGACCGGUGUUUCGGGAGGCGUCGGGCUCACCUGAACGGAGGCGGCAUAACUCUGACGGCGCCGGCGCCGGCGGAGGAGGGGGGCGGUCGGAGUCCGCGUCGGAGUCCCCCGCCACGUCAUCCUCCACGGCGGCGGCGGCGGCGGCGGCUAACUGAGCAAUUUUAUUAAAUUUGUAUAAAUGGGUUUUACUGAGAUGGCUCUUGUGACAGUUGUCGAUUUUGUGUCAUUUUCGAUCUUAUUUUACUUUUACAUUUUUUGGA